Molecule: messenger RNA, 978 nt
Organism: Humulus lupulus (European hop)
Lineage: Eukaryota; Viridiplantae; Streptophyta; Magnoliopsida; Rosales; Cannabaceae
Product: peroxidase 65-like
Exons: 2
Coding region: 1-978 (325 amino acids)
Biological process (GO): hydrogen peroxide catabolic process; response to oxidative stress
Molecular function (GO): heme binding; peroxidase activity
Source: RefSeq, a predicted model, not a curated record
AUGGCUCUUCAAGCUCUUCUCAUCCUCAUUGUUGUCUCCGUUAGUCCUUUUGUCAUUAUCGAAUCAACAAAACUUUCUCUUGACUACUAUCGUGAAACAUGUCCAGACUUCGCAAAAAUCAUACAUGACAACAUUGAAUCAAAACAGUUUUUACAUCCCGCUAUUGCACCAGGCACUCUCCGUCUCUUCUUCCAUGAUUGCAUGGUGGAGGGUUGUGAUGCCUCCGUACUAAUCUCUUCAAAUGAAGCCAAGACCACUGAACGUGAUGCUGAUGCUAACCAUUCCCUCUCAGAUGACGCCUUUGAUGUUGUUGUUAGUGCCAAGGCUACUCUUGAGCAAUCUUGCCCCGGCAUUGUCUCUUGUGCUGACAUCCUCGCUCAGACAACUCGGGACCUUGUCACCAAGAUUGGUGGCCCCUUUUAUAAGGUUCUACUUGGACGUAAGGAUGGCCUAUUGUCCGAAGCUACUAAUGUAGAAGGAAACAUUCCAAGGCCCAAUCAAACCAUGGACCAGCUCAUUAGGAUCUUCGAAAGUAGAGGUCUUACAAUCUAUGAUAUGGUGGCAUUAAAUGGUGCCCACACCAUCGGAUUCUCGCAUUGCAAAGAAUUCUCCGAUCGAUUGUUUCAUUUCAACAAAACCAACCCAACUGAUCCAGAUCUCAACCCCUUGUUUGCAACGACAUUGAAGAUUACAUGCGAAAACAUCAUAGACCUAGGCAUUUCAGUCGUCAAUGAUUUGAGAUCACCAUUAUCAUUUGACAAUAUGUACUACAAAAACUUGAAUAAAGGUUUUGGACUUUUAAGGUCAGAUAAUGCUCUAGUGAAGGAUCCAAGAACAAAACCAAUCGCCGAAUCAUUUGCAGCCGAUCAAAAGGUAUUCUUCCGUGCAUUUUCUCAGGCAAUGGAAAAAUUAAGUGUUUAUAAUGUCAAGACGGGCCAAGAGGGAGAGGUCAGAUUAGUGUGCGAUGCUUUUAACUAA